This is a messenger RNA of Artibeus jamaicensis (Jamaican fruit-eating bat), 1439 nucleotides long. Its product is annotated as left-right determination factor 2-like. Gene Ontology annotation, molecular function: growth factor activity; cytokine activity; transforming growth factor beta receptor binding. The record is from RefSeq and is a predicted model, not a curated record. Bases 1 to 1104 code for a protein of 367 amino acids. The transcript is spliced from 4 exons. Lineage: Eukaryota; Metazoa; Chordata; Mammalia; Chiroptera; Phyllostomidae. Gene Ontology annotation, biological process: BMP signaling pathway; SMAD protein signal transduction. Gene Ontology annotation, cellular component: extracellular region.
AUGAGGUCCCUGUGGCUCUGCUGGGCGCUCUGGGCGCUGCCCCUGACGGGCCCUGGGGCGGCCGUGACCGAGGAGCACAUCCUGAGCAGCCUGCUGCAGCAGCUGCACCUCAGCGAGGUGCCCGUCCUGGACGAGAGUGACGCAGAGGAGCCGGUCACCCCUGCCCACGUGAGGGCCCAGUACGUGGCCCUGCUGAGGCGCAGCCAUGGGGCCCGAUCCCGGGGGAAGAGGUUCAGCCAGAACUUCCGAGAGGUGGCCGGCAGGUUCCUGGUGUCCGAGGCCUCCACACGCCUGCUGGUGUUCAGCAUGGAGCAGCGGCUGCCCCCCAACAGCGAGCUGGUGCAGGCGGUGCUGCGCCUCUUCCAGGAGCCGGUCCCCGAGGCCGCGCUCCGCAGGCAUGAGCUGCUCUCUCCGCACGGCGACCGGGCCCGGGUCACCGUCCAGUGGCUGCAGGUCCGGGAUGAUGGCUCCAACCGCACGUUCCUCAUCGACUCCAGACCGGUGUCCAUCCGCGAGAGCGGCUGGAAAGCCUUCGACGUGACUGAAGCCGUGAACUUCUGGCAGCAGCUGAGCCGGCCCCGGGAGCCCCUGCUGCUUCAGGUGUCAGUGCAGAGGGAGCACCCGGGCCAGCCGGCCUCCAGCGCCCACAGGCUGGUCCGCUUUGCCUCCCAGGGGCCAUCGGGCCCCCGGCAGGGCGAGCCGCAGCUGGAGCUGCACACCCUGGACCUCGGGGAGUUCGGAGCUCAGGGCAACUGUGACCCCGAGGUGCCAGUGAGUGAGGGCACCCGCUGCUGCCGCCAGGAGAUGUACAUUGACCUGCAGGGCAUGAAGUGGGCUGAGAACUGGGUCCUGGAGCCCCCAGGCUUCCUGGCCUACGAGUGUGUGGGCACCUGCCAGCAGCCCCCAGAGGCCCUGACCUUCAAGUGGCCACUUCUGGGGCCAAGACAGUGCAUUGCCUCAGAGAUGACCUCGCUGCCCAUGAUUGUCAGUGUCAAGGAAGGAGGCAGACGCCGGCUGCGGGUGGUCAGCCUGCCCAACAUGAGGGUGCAGAAGUGCAGCUGCGCCUCGGACGGGGCGCCCGUGUCAAGGAAGCUGGAGCCAUAGGCGCUGGGCAGGGCUGCCGUGGGACUGGGCUCUCGUGUGUGUCGGAAAUGUUCUAGGUGCCAAGAGAGACGGGGAUUGCUGAUGGGCAAAAGCUCUGUGCUCUCUGCUCUCUGAGCUUCAGAUUUGCCUCCUGCGACCCGUCAGCGCACCCAUAAUUUUUGCUUCCCAGGAAUGAGACUCCCUGGUCCGUCCCUCUGUAGCCCCUGCCCAGUGUCCUCUACCCUUCAUAUUCCCUACCUCUGGUCCUAAGCACUUACCUGUGUACAUCUUGUCAUCUGAGAGCAGAAACUCCAAUCUGUCACUGUUCCCCUGUCCUAUUACAGUUCUGGGCUGGA